AUGGAGUCUCUGAAGUUGGAUCCCCGGGCCAUGAGCCCAGCCACGCUGGCCUUGUACACCUCUGCACUCUUCGCGCUCUUCAAAUUCCUGCAGGCCAUCUACCGCCUCUACUUCCACCCGCUCUCGCACUUCCCCGGUCCCCGCGCCGCCGCCCUCUCGCGCAACUGGCUUUGGCAGCAAGUCCAGACGGGCCACCCAGAAGAAAUCCUCGAGCAGCUGCACCGCAACCACUACGGCGGCGCGCGCGCCCUGCGCACCGCGCCCAACGAACUCCACAUCACCGACGUCGCCGCCUACAAGACCAUCUACAGCCAGACCAACCCCUUCCCCAAGGAGCCGUCGUUCUACGACUGCUUCCACACCCCGCACACCCUCUUCGCCGAGACGGACCCGGCGCUGCACCGCGAGCGCCGCAAGAUCCUCAACCCGCUCUUCUCGCGCGCCGGCGUCGCCAAGCUCGAGCCCGUCAUCCUCGAGAAGGUCCAAGAAAUGGGCGCGAAGCUGCGACGACUCGUGACGACCAACCCCAGCGGCUCCAUCGACGUCUCCAACAUGGUCCGCUGCGUCACCGUCGACGUCAUCAGCGAGUUCGCCUUCGGGCAGUCUGCCGGCCUCCUCGCCGAGCGCCCCGACGCCUUCAGCGCGGCGUUCCUCGACGCGUUCGAUAUCGCGGCUGUGGUGCCGUACCGCUUGUACUACAGCGCGCUGCAGCGGUUCCUGUCCGCCGUCGUGCCGCUGGCGUGGGUCGGCAAGUUCGACCCGGCGGCGGGCGAGAUGGCGCGGUUGCUGAAGUUUGCGAAUGAUUCGUUUUAUUCCUACGCGAAGAGGACGACGACGGCGGCGCAUCCGGUUGUGUUUGACUACAUGAAGAGCGUGCCGGAGGGGCUGCAGCCGGCGGAGGCGAUGGAUGUGCUUGUUGCGGGCAGCGAUACGACGGCGUAUACGUUGGCGACCGGGCUGUUCCAUAUUCUGCGGAUGCCGGAGGUGAAGGCGAGGUUGGAGAGGGAGGUGAGGGAGGCGGUGCCGGAUAAGGAGGGGUUGGUGCCGUUUGUGCAGCUGGAGAAGAUUGAUUAUUUGAGGGCUUGUGUUAAGGAAUCGUUGAGAGUUGCAAUGCCGGUCCCGGGCGCGCUUCCUCGGGUCGUGCCUGCGAGGUCGCAGCCUUUCGAGGUUGACGGCAAGAUUAUUCCUCCUGGUACGAUUGUCGGCAUGUCUGCGUACACUAUGCACUACAGCGAGGAGCUGUGGGGCAAGGAUGCCAAGGUCUUCAAUCCGGAUCGCUGGCUUGGUCCGAAUGCAAAGCACCUGGAUACGUACCUGUGCACCUUCAGCAAGGGUGCUAGGCAGUGCAUCGGAAUUAAUGUUGCGCAUACGGAAGCAACCAUGGUACUGGCGUACCUAUUCCGGAACUUUCAGAUGGAGUUGAAGACGAGCGAAUUCCGGCACCGUGAUGUCUUCACACAGCAGGUUCUUGAGCCCGGUGUUCUAGUUGAUUUUACUCCGCUCUGA
Lasiodiplodia theobromae is the source of this 1506-nucleotide messenger RNA. RefSeq names its product Cytochrome P450 oxidoreductase. The record is from RefSeq and is a predicted model, not a curated record. Gene Ontology annotation, molecular function: oxidoreductase activity, acting on paired donors, with incorporation or reduction of molecular oxygen; iron ion binding; heme binding. The coding region runs from base 1 to 1506 and encodes 501 amino acids. The transcript has 4 exons. Lineage: Eukaryota; Fungi; Ascomycota; Dothideomycetes; Botryosphaeriales; Botryosphaeriaceae.